This is a messenger RNA of Trypanosoma conorhini, 1239 nucleotides long. RefSeq lists its product as uncharacterized. Bases 1 to 1239 code for a protein of 412 amino acids. The record is from RefSeq and is a predicted model, not a curated record. The transcript has a single exon. NCBI's taxonomy places the organism in Eukaryota, Euglenozoa, Kinetoplastea, Trypanosomatida, Trypanosomatidae.
AUGCUCAGAAAGCGAUACAGACCUCUUGAUGCGGCAGAAGAGCGCUCCGUAGACGUUGAACACAAGCUACAGAUUGGUUUGCUCUACGAUGAACAGUCGUACUGUUUUAGUUGGCCUGAUGCGCCACUAACGUCAAUGCUGCGGCGCUCGAAUGCGUCCUUGGCGCGUGCCGUCCAUGGAAAUAUAGCGCCAUCGACGCAGCCCACAAUUCCCCAGCCCCCAAUCUUCACGGUGGGUCGUGUUGCAGCUGAGCAUGGGAAAGGUGAGUUAUUUGCCUCUCUCUCGGCUAGUCAUCCGGCCAUCUCAUUUGCACCUGGAAGUGCCUCUUCAGAGCCGCAGGGCAACGGAACACAGCGCUACAAAAGGCCCCCGGGGGCCCCAGUAUCGACCGCUACAGAGGACAGCAUUUUCUCCUUCAAUGCUCACCAACUGCAAGAGCUAAAAGAGGCGGGCGCCUUUGAAUUGUUUCGUAAGGCAUUGCCAAAAACGGCUCCCAACUCGAUCAAUUUUGUCAAUGCAGCGGAAUUGGAAAAUAUGGCUAGGCGAGAAAUGGAAAGCGAGAUGGUGCGUUUGGAAUGGCGAGCGUUUCAAGAGUCUGAGAAAACGGCCCCUGCACUUCAGCGUAUCCUUCUCCUGACAACAGCGGUGCCUUUCAUCGAUGAUGCGAAAAGGAAUGAGAAGGAAACUUCUGCUCAGACGCCUCACGAAUGGAAGCGCAUUGCUUAUGAUUUAUGGGUAAAGUGGAGGCGGGAAACUCCGAUGUUAAGUGAAAGUAUGCUUGCUGAUGCAAAUACAUCGCCGUGGGGUACUCCGCUGUUACCGGGUGCCUUUCUAUCAUCGGCGGCGAAGGAGUAUUUCCUAACCAGCAACAGUGACCACAGCGGCGCCAUCAAGGCGGGUCGGUCCUCGGGACGAAGGGGCGGAGACGGAGCAGGCAGACAAUUGUUUGCCGCCUCACCCCAACGGCGUCGCGGUGCCUAUGGUUAUCUUCGUUGGCGGAUAGACUUGUAUGAACCACGGCUACGUUCCGUCUGCGGUGGGGGACGGGGAGGGAACGGGGAUGGAGGCGCCGCAAGAAUGUUAAGUGCGACCGAGGUGGACAAGCUAAUCGAUGAAAAGCUUCCUGCUGCGUUGGCUGAGGUGAAGUGUGAAGAGCGUGUGGACCCUGUGGAUGCCUUGGCGCUUACCGAUAUUCGCAGCGAGGUAGCGACGUGGAUGCAGUGGCUUGCGCAUGUGUGA